AAGAGAAAGAUAACGUUUAUCUCAAAAAUACCAAUUUAAAUGAUUUUAUCUCUCUCGCUCCGUCUGCAUUCCUUCAGAGUUGAUGUAUUACCGCUGGUGACAUCUCGGAGGGUUACUGAUGACAGUCAGCAGAGCAACAAAAGAUAGUUGUUGGGGAAGUAACCAGAUGAGUUGAUGAUAAAAGGCAGACUCAAAACAUGGCAAACUUAAGCAAGAUAGUCUCCUACUCCUGCUAUGAGCUCGGCCACUGUUGGGACCACUCCUGCUCCAAGGCUUCCUUUGAGAUAUGCCUCAUAGGCUUCAUUGAGAGUUGCAAGAUAUAUGGCGUUGUGUAUUUGUUAACAUGGUUAGUGAGAGGACGCAAGAUAACGCUUGAGUAUGGACGGAAGAUUCUAAAAGACUACGUGAGAUCUGUGUGUUUCCUUACAACCAAUGCAUUUGGAUACAUUGGUUCCUUCUGCGUAAUUAGGAAGAUUCUACAACAUGUCAACUUCUUGUCUGCAUCCUUUUUGCCUGGCUUUGUGGGAAGCGUCUUGGCUAUCAAUGUGGAACGGGUUGAACGCAGGCCACUUCUGGCAGUCUACGUCGCUAAUGUGGCAUCAGAAUGUUUAUGGAACUCGGCAGUAGCAAACGGCUAUGCAAAAUCCAUUCCACGAGGUGAAAUAUUGAUCUUUGCCGGUACCAUGGCGGUGUUGGGUUACAGCUUCCGGUCAGCAACGCCCCUUAGCAAGACAAUCAACUCCAUCCUUCAGCUAUUCCUUGGACGUGGUGAAUCGGGAAAAAUGAUUGCUGCCAGACAGGAAGGACCUGCUCCUGAUGGUGCUGUACCUGCGAGCUUCCCAAGAAUGUCAUGGGUUCAGAGGAUACUGCAGUUUUUCAGAGGCAGACAUCAUGCCUGCCCACACAAGGGAGGGUGUCUGCCCUAUUUCACUUGGACUGCCCUUAGAGGUUUCAGUCAAGGCUUCCUCCUACAGCUUGCAGUGAAGAUUAUCCCGUCCCUACCCCGACUCCUGGGGAAACCCUCAAAGCUCUAUGACUUGCUGACCAACCCACAUAACUUCCAAGCUGGCAUUUUCCUUGGAUGGUUUAUGUCUGUGUUUAAGGGGACAUGCUGCUUGGGUCGCUGGUGGAGUGGAAAGGAUGAGGCAGCGCACGGGGCAGUGGCAGGGGUGCUGUCUGCUCUCUCUAUGUAUUUCUACUCAGCCCCAUCACUAGCUCUCUACAUAAUGUGGAAGGCCAUUGAGAGCAUAUACGAGAAAGGCUGUGAUAAUGGUUAUCUUCCUCGUAUCCCUGGCUCUGUGGAGUUCCUGUAUGCCCUGUGCACAGGGUACCUCUUCCACAGUGCUGUGUGGGAGAGCUUUAACAUGAAGCCUUCCUACUGGCGGUUUCUGGAUAGGCUGACAUGGAGCAGAAUGAGUGAAUACAACCGCCACCUCCUCACUCCCUAUGGACUGGAGAGCAGCAAAGAAUUUGCUAAUUACUGGCCAAAGUACCAUCUUGAUCACGUCACCGACAGCUUCAAGCAAGAGUUUCAAGAGGUUAUAGCAAGAGGAAGAUACUAGCCAGGGACCUUGGAGAAAUUUCUCUUCCUUCUCACCGCAGAUGGUGCUAUCCUGUUGUUAUCUUGUUAAAAGAAUUUGAUCAAUUGCAUGUAUAUAUGUGUAAAAGACAAUAAUACGAGAGAUUAUGAGAGAUUAAUUUAUCUUGUAUGUUAUGAGAGAGAUUUCUUUAUCAUUUAUGUAUAUAUGUGUACUCUGGAUUCAUACAUACAUAUUCAGCUACAGUGUAUGAACAUACAUAAGAUUCUAUUUCUAAGCUCUCCAUAUCUUUCUCUGUGGAAUCUUGACUCACUAUAGACACAUUUCCAAGUAAUUCUAUUAUAAGGAGACUUGUAAAUAGUGUCUAUUAUUGAGUGAUCAAUGGCAAACGUUGACUUACUAUGUUGUUCAAGAAGGGAACAAUCUUAAGGACAAAUCUCACAUUGGGAACCUUAUUCUAACUGAACAUGCUUCCGUAGUUAAUGAGGUUGGCGAAGAAGGCUUGUCAAACACUGCCUCAUUUUUUUUUUUCUUUAGAUAUGAAUAUAUAGAUGUGUAUAUGCAGUACAUGUUGAUAUUUUUUUUUCAUGAGGUUUGGCUGAAAGUCGGACAGAGGGAAGGGCAUUUGGAUGCUCUCUUCAAGUUGCUCAAAAAGUGUAAGGAUGUAAUUAGGAGUAAGCUUUUUAGUUUUCUUGUUAGUAUUAUGAUCAUAAUAUUUAUUGUUAUUAUUGUAAUUAUUUUUUUUUAUUGUAAUAGUUAUUCUUAUUGAUAAUAAUAUUUAUAUCUUUAUUAUUACCCACACAUGAUCAUUAUCAUCACCAUUAUUAUUUUUGCUACUAUUAUUAUUGAUCUUA
Molecule: messenger RNA, 2392 nt
Organism: Penaeus indicus
Lineage: Eukaryota; Metazoa; Arthropoda; Malacostraca; Decapoda; Penaeidae
Product: transmembrane protein 135-like
Exons: 11
Coding region: 198-1562 (454 amino acids)
Source: RefSeq, a predicted model, not a curated record